Molecule: messenger RNA, 1524 nt
Organism: Aspergillus affinis
Lineage: Eukaryota; Fungi; Ascomycota; Eurotiomycetes; Eurotiales; Aspergillaceae
Exons: 6
Coding region: 1-1524 (507 amino acids)
Biological process (GO): positive regulation of transcription by RNA polymerase II
Cellular component (GO): nucleus
Molecular function (GO): transcription cis-regulatory region binding; zinc ion binding; DNA-binding transcription factor activity, RNA polymerase II-specific
Source: RefSeq, a predicted model, not a curated record
AUGCCACGACUGGGCCCCGCCUGCUUGACGUGCAGAGAAAAAUGUCGGAAAUGCGACCGCGCUCGUCCGACCUGUAAUCGCUGCAUCACUAAAGGCCUGGACUGCGGGGGUUAUCCAGAACAGUUCCGGUUCUGUGGCAUUGCCAGUCGCGGGAAAUGGAAAGGUGCCCAGGUUCCGGUAGGGGAUCGAACUACGAGGGUACGCUCCAAUCGAGUUGCCCGACAGCAGACUCGGGACUCGUCGACUGCGCCGCCUGUGUCGGGAGACACCCCGAAAUCUUCGGAACAAACACAAACAUCUCCAAUCUUGGUAAGGCCAAUUGAGAGCCCGCAGAACCCGUCGGAUGAAAUCGUGCGGAUCCUGGGUCUGACCGAGACCGAGACUCUUCUCUCACACUAUGAUAGCUUCAUUUGUCCGCAUCAGAUAUCAGGAAUCGGGGAUGAUGUAGAUAACCCUUACCGAUCAUAUAUCCUCCCAUUGGCCCGGCAGCAAAUAGGAUUACUCUAUGCCGUGCUGGGGCUGUCCGCAGCUCAUCUUGGGAAGCUGACCGACAAUUCUACACUCUAUGACACCACGGCUGUCGAAUAUCGCCUUAGAGCCAUCCGUGCGCUGAGCAAAGAGAUUCGACGAAGCCAGAGCGAGACUUUGCUUGCGGAUGAGCAGGAUGCUGUGCUGGCUAUCAUUCAGAUUCUGCUGCUUCAUGACAUCGCGGAAACUGGGGUCUCAAGUCACGGGAUCCAUAUUACGGGGGCUAUGUCUGUCUGCAAGAGGCUGUUAAUUGCCGAGGGGCUAAAUGGACAUCGCCAGCGGGCAGUGUUUUUCCUAGGAAACCUGGCCUGGCUUGAUAUCAUACGAGGCUUUGCCGGCGCUGAGCGAUUAUGCUUCUCCCAAGACGUUCGAGAAAUGGUGGCAUUUGCUAGCGACUAUAAAUUCGAGUUGGUGAAUGGAUGCCCGAGGGACGUCUUCCUGAUUAUCGGAGGCGUCCUGGAUAAAGCUAAAGAGCACACAUUGGGGUGGCUAACGUGGAACGAGUUUCAAAUUGCUUUGCUGUUGGCAAAACAUAAAUUAUAUUCUUGGGACCAAAAGAGCUUUAAAUUCCCCAAUGCUGAUCCCCGCUGGUCGGCAGCAGCGGAAGCCUUUCGGUAUGCAUGUAUACUGCGCAUCCUUCGGCUGCUGGAUCCAUUUCAACCGGCCAACACUCCCGAGAUACAGGAUUGCGUAACAAAGAUUCUGGAUGCUACUGCCGAGAUUCCCUUUGAUUGCUCGAUCGUCGAGCUCUUGAUCUUGCCCCUUUUUAUGGCCGGUGCCGAUUCAUUAUCGCCUCACUCGCGAUAUUACGUGGUCUGUCGAAUAAAUGAAGUUGAAAGGAGAUCUGAGAUCCGAAAUCCAAUCCCAAAAGAUUUGCUUCGGAAGGUGUGGGAUGCUCGGGCGGCCCAAUCUCCUGAUGAAGAUAGGAAUGUAUCAUGGACGGAAUUUACUCAUUCGCCUGAAUUGGCGCGACAGCAUGACUAUCUCAUCAUAUGA